AUGGAGGGUGCCAGGCCCUUCGCCCUGGACUGGUACGGCCGAUCGCUCCGGCUGACGCCAGGGGCUGGUUGGAAGGUGUGGCUUGGUGAGCUCUGGCUACUGUUGCUGACUUCUGGCUUGAGCGCGGAUUUGUUGCCACAUGAAGAGGACGUAAGCUUUAUCAAUGAGUAUGUGAACCUCCACAAUGAACUCCGAGGCAACGUCCGGCCCCAAGGGGCCAACUUGCGCUUCAUGACUUGGGAUGUAGCUUUGUCACGGACUGCUAGAGCAUGGGGGAAAAAAUGUGUGCUUGAACGUAAUACUCAUUUAGAAGAAAUAAAUAUGGCCCAUCCUAAAUUUAAUGGUAUUGGUGAAAAUAUAUGGGUCGGUCCUGAAAAUGAAUUUACUGCAAGUAUUGCUAUCAGAAGCUGGUAUGCAGAGGGGAAAAAGUACGAUUUUGAAAAUGACAGUUGCGCUGGUGACUGUUCUAAUUAUAUACAGCUUGUUUGGGACAAGUCUUACAAAGUUGGUUGUGCUGUUACUCCAUGUUCAAGAAUUGGACGUAUUAGAUAUGCAGCACUUUUCAUAUGCAACUAUGCACCAGGAGGAAAGCUGAGCAGAAGGCCUUACCAACCAGGAGUAGUUUGUUCUCAAUGUAGCAGAUAUGACAGAUGCACAGAUUUUCUAUGCAGCAAUGCAGAGCGUGACCAAGCCAUAUAUUAUCAUUUUUGGUAUCCAAGAUGGGAAGUGCCCCGGCCACUUGUGUGUGAUCCAAUCUGCAUAUUUACUUUCCUUUUAAGAAUACUAAGUUUUAUACUAUGUGUCACAAUUGUAUUGAUAAUACAGUCUCAUUUUCCAAAUAUAUUAUUGGAAGAACAGAUGAUCUUUACCCCCGAGGUAACGGAGAUAGAGGAAAAGGAAGAGAAAGAGGAAAAAGAAUCAGAGGAGGAUGAGGAUAAAGACGAAGAUAAGGACGAGGACAAGGAGGAGGACGAGGACGAGGACGAGGACGACGAUGAGGAUGAGGAUGAGGACGAG
Molossus molossus (Pallas's mastiff bat) is the source of this 1017-nucleotide messenger RNA. It is a transcript of the gene GLIPR1L2, whose product is annotated as GLIPR1 like 2. The transcript is spliced from 6 exons. The record is from RefSeq and is a predicted model, not a curated record. NCBI's taxonomy places the organism in Eukaryota, Metazoa, Chordata, Mammalia, Chiroptera, Molossidae. The annotation marks the transcript as partial.